AUGGUGAAAUCGUACGACAGGUACGAGUUUGAAGAUUGCUUCGGCAUUGUGAACUCGAGGAUGUCCAAUUGUGUUUUCUUAAAUUAUAAUCACAUUUUAUCAGGUCACGACGAAUGUGUAAGUCUGUGGAACACACACGAAAAGGAAAUAAAAAAAAAAUUAACAGUUCCCUUCAUAGCCCCAUAUUAUUUUUUUUGCUACCAUGUUACUUACAUUUGUAUAAAUGAGAAGAACAGAAACCUCGUAGCAGUUGGAUAUAUAAAUGGUUGUAUUAAAUUAUUUGACAUAGAAGAGAAUAAAGUAUUGUCAACGUUUUGUGGACAUACAUCAGCUAUAUGCAAGUUAAAAUUUAAUCAAGAUGGGAAUUACUUAUGUUCAUGUGGAAAAGACACAAAUAUAAUAUUAUGGGAUAUUAUAAAUGAUCAAGGGAUGUUUAAAUUAGAAGGACAUACGAACAUUGUUAACGAUAUUGAAUUUUUGAAAAUGAAAAAUAAUUUUGUGGAUGACUUUAUAAGUAAUAAUUUACUCAUUAGUGCAUCUAAAGAUUGUUUAAUUAAAGUUUGGGAAUUAAAUAUUCAAUUGUGUGUUCAGACGGUGGUUGAUUGUGAGGAAGAAAUUACUUCCAUUUUGAUAAACGAAACAAAUACCAGAUUAAUUGCAGCAUGUAAUUCUUUCAUAAAAAUAUACAAAAUUGAUUUACAUAAAAAUGUUAAUGAUAAGUUUGCUAGUUCGUCCAAAGUAUAUGUCAGCUUCUUAGCGUCCAUAAAACGUCCCAACAAUUGUCGAAUCCAAAAUAUGCAAAUGAUAUUUCUUAUUCGAAAUGAAAAUUAUAUCGAUAGUAAUCAUAAUGUGGAAGAUGAUGACCAAUUGUUAUAUGAAGACAAUUAUAGAGAUUCAACGAAUUUAGGGAAUGGUGUAGACGAAGAAGCAAAGGAUGAUGACUAUAAUAAUAUUGUUUCAAUGAAUUCAACUAAGGGUGAAAAUGAAAAUGAAUUAAACCGAUUUGAUGAAAACAAUGAAAGGGCAACAAACCAGAAUGAUGGAUAUAAAAUAAAUUCGAUUAAAGAGCCUUGCUAUAAACACAUUUUGAAUAUUAUAAAAAAUUCUUUAAAUAAAUCUGUAAAAUUAUGCAAUCGAAGUAGAUACUGUGCUGAAGGUGAUAACAACGGAAUCCUUCUUUGUUGCACGAAUUUAAAAAAAAUAGAAUUGUAUAAAAUAAAUUCCAUAAAAAAUCAGAAAAAAUCAGAAAAAAAUAAAAAAAAAAGAAUUAUAGAAAAAUUAAAAAAAAAAAAAAAAGCAAUAUUAAAAGAAAUAAAAAGGAUAGAACAUUUUAAGGGAACGCAAAACAUCGAUUUUAUUAACUUGACAGAGAAAUUAAAAAAUUUACAACAAAAUAUUGAUAUUCAUAAUAAGUAUCAUAUACACACAGCCAAUGAUGAAGUAAAGUAUUUGUUUCAUUACAACUGUAAAUUUAGAUUGCAAUAUUUGGAUGUUUACCGUAGGCGCAAGAGAGAUUCCUAUCUCUACUUGCUCGUGUCAUAUGUAACAAAUCGUCUGAACGUGUUCAAGAUGAACCUCUUUGAUGUUUUAAAUAACAGGGAUCAGUUUAUUGUCAAGACGAUGGAUCAAGCAGAGCAGGGAGGGAAAAAUCAAAAUGGUGAUAAAGAAAAUGACGAAGAAAGAAGUGACGAAGAAAGAAGUGACGAAGGAAGAAGUGACGAGGAGAAUAGUGACGAAGAAAAAAGUGACGAAGAAAAUGACGAAAAAAAUAGUGACGAAGAAAAUGACGAAAAAAAUAGUGACGAAGAAAAUGACGAAAAAAAUAGUGACGAAGAAAAUGACGAAAAAAAUAGUGACGAAGAAAAUGACGAAAAAAAUAGUGACGAAGAAAAUAAUGACGAACGAAAAAGUGAAGAAGAAAAUAGUGAUCAGAAAGGAAACCGGCUGCGACUUGAGACCGCUAAAAUCGUGGAAAAAAAAAUAUAUGAUUACUCCAAGUGCUUCAAGGAUAUAUGUGAAAUAAACAAAGGACACAACAGCAUGGUUCAUUUCUUGAACUUGUCUGAAAAUAACGAAUUGCUGAUUUCACUUUGUAAGAAGUAUGUGAAAGUGUGGAAUAUGAGAACUUUCCAGAAUAUCAUCACGAUAAAUUUAGAAGGUUGCACGAAUGCCAUGUUUUUCCAGAAUGAUGAGUAUGUGAUCAUUAGUGAUGACACAGGUUACAUCUACCUGUACGAGUUAAGAAACAUAGAAUUGAAGCAAUUGUACAAGGCACAUGCAAGUGGAAUUAUCAACAUGUGUAAAAAUUCGAAAAAAAAUGGAUUUCUCUCCGUUGGUGAGGAGAACUAUAUGAAGCUGUUUGAGUUAUAUUGGGGUGAGAGGAAUGAGGAUCAAAGUGAAGGAGGGAAUGACGAAUUCAAUGACGAAUAUGAUGAUGAACUAGUUGACGAGAUGAACGAUGAUCAACUUGGUCAGGCGGAGGAAAGCAAGAAAAAACGGAGGAUUAUAAACCACAAGGAAGAAGUUUAUGAGGAAAAGAAGAAAACACAAUUGAUGCUUAAAGAAUUAGAUUCUUAUAGCCUAUGUGAUAAAGCAAGCUGUGCAAUUUUUUCACCGAACGGGAAAUAUAUCUGUAUUGGAUAUUUGAAUAAUUUGAUAGAAGUACUAUACAGUGACACAUUAAAAUUGCAUUUAACACUUUAUGGUCAUAGUCUUCCGAUUACAUGUAUGGAUAUAUCUAAAGACAACAGUAUUUUAGCAUCUGGCUCAUCAGAUAAGUUUCUUUUGCUAUGGAAUAUAGAAUACGGGAGCAUAAAUAAAAGGUUACAUACGAACUGUGAUGUAUUAACAAAAGUUCAAUUUUUUCAUGAAAAUAAUAAUUUAAUAAGUUUAUCAAGAGAUGGAUUGAUAAAAAUGUGGGAUGCAAUUAAAUUUCAAUGCAUCUGUACGAUGGAUGGCAAUUUUGGAGUUUUGACAUCUGUGGUUAUAAACUCAGCGGAUGAUUAUUUCCUAACAUCAGGAAGUCAUAGAAGUAUUAGAUGUUGGAAAAGACGAGAUGAUGAUUUAAUUUUUUUAGAAGAAGAAAGAGACAAAGAAAUGAAUCUACAAAUUGAAAAAGAAGUAGUGAGAAAUGAUUUAUCCUACCCAUCAUCAGUUGAAAAAAAUGUAUUGUUGAACAAAGCAACUAUUAAAACAAUAGAAACGAUUAAAUCGUCAGAAAAACUAAUAGAAUAUUUAGAUAUAAUUGAUGAAGAAUUAACUCUCAUUGAUAUUUAUUAUAAAAAUUUAACUGCAUAUGAAGAAGCUAAAAAAAAUAAUGAACUUCCCGAAUUUGUUCAACCACCAAAUAGGGUGAAGCCAAGGCCUGAGUUGCUAAAUAAAAAUCCAUUUGAAUUUAUUAUUGAAGUUAUGUGUCAUAUUAAGAAAAAUAUUUUAAAUGAAGUAUUAAUAUCUCUCCCAUUUUCUUAUGCUUAUAAAUUAUUAAAUUAUAUAAAGACAUAUCUAACAGCUUUUUAUUUUUUUCAACGAAUUCAAAAUAAUUAUGGAAAAUUUAAAACAUGUGGUGAUUUCAACUUUCAUGUAGAAUAUUCUAUCAACAUUGUCUUAUCAAUUAUAAAUAUUUAUCGAAAUCAGUUCCUUUUUGACACAAAAUUCCGAUUUCUUCUCUACGAAUUGCAUCAACUCAUCAUUCCCCAUUUGAAAAAAUCCCUUGAUCAGUGUUCCUUCAAUCAGAGCACCCUUACCUUUCUGUUGAAUUCCAUGGAUGAUGACGAGUUGGACGACGAGUAA
Messenger RNA from Plasmodium gonderi, 3789 nucleotides. Its product is annotated as WD domain, G-beta repeat domain containing protein. The transcript has 2 exons. Gene Ontology annotation, biological process: maturation of SSU-rRNA. The record is from RefSeq and is a predicted model, not a curated record. Gene Ontology annotation, molecular function: snoRNA binding; protein binding. Gene Ontology annotation, cellular component: Pwp2p-containing subcomplex of 90S preribosome; small-subunit processome. The coding region runs from base 1 to 3789 and encodes 1262 amino acids. Lineage: Eukaryota; Apicomplexa; Aconoidasida; Haemosporida; Plasmodiidae.